GUCACCAAGCAUAACUGCCAAGCAGAUUGGGCUGCCCGUAGGGUUGCUGUUCCUUAUCCUUCGCACGCGCCUUAACCAAUUUUUCACAUCCCACCGGAGAGUCUGAUUAUCAGCCAAAACUGGGAGAUCAUUAUGGCUCCAGGUGCUAAGCGCCGUGCAGUAUGAUCUAGGUCUUUGUGUUUUUACAAUAUAGUAUGCUGACCAGAUCUCCCAGCCAGUGCCGCCUCCUGAAUCGGACUCAGAAGCCAGUCCACCACAACGUCGCAGGGUGGCGCCCCCACAGAGCUCCCAGCGCAAUGGGGGCGAGAGCUCUGCACAGGGCGCUAGACGAGGUCGCCUGAGAAGUGUUUCUACGGAGCAGGACGGAAUCGAGGAUGAAGUUGCUAGCGAUGCGGAGGGAGCAACUCAAGGUUCGCUUUCUCCAACUGGAAAACUCUUUGUAGCUAACGAAUCAGAUUCGAACAGGGAACGUAUGGUCAAGAAACUAAUCCGAUACGCCAUCUCUGCUGAAUACACCCGUAUGCCGAUAAAGCGCACUGAGAUAUCGAGCAAGGGUUUGUUCAAUGACCUCCUGUGUGUCCCACCUCUAACAGUUCUCUAGUCCUCGGUGCACACGGGCGAAUGUUCAAAGAGGUCUUUGCCGACGCUCAGUUGGAACUAGAACGUGUAUUUGGGAUGAGGAUGGUAGAGCUUCCCAUUCGUGAGAAGACGAAGCUCAGUCAGAGGAGAGGUGAGCGAAACCCAUUGCCCAUGCUAGGUUACAUUGAAAGGCUGUCUAACACUGCUUGAAAAAUCUAGCUGCGCAAACCAGCGAAAAAGCCCCCUCAACUUCCAAAUCCUACGUCCUCACUACCACCCUCCCUGAGAAAUUCCGCGAGCCAGAGAUAAUCCAACCGUUUGGUGUUAAGGAACAAGCCUAUGUUGGUCUCGCCACUAUGAUCGUAUCUCUAAUCUACCUCAACGGUCGCUCCAUUGCAGAAACCAAGCUUGACCGCUAUCUCAGACGUAUGAAUGCAGAUAGAGACACUGCGGCCGGGGAAACCGAAAAGGCCCUUCAGUCGAUGAUCCGUCACGGUUAUAUCUCGAAGCAGAAAGACGACAAUGCCAAUGACGGCACAUUCGAUUACGUUCUUGGCCCUCGUGGGAAAAUUGAAAUUGGAACAGAUGGGGUCCUAUCUAUGAUCAAAACGGUUUGUCUACCCCUUCCUAUCACCUCAAGAACGCACUGAUAAGAGUAGGUCUAUGGCGUCAAUGUCCCCGAGGAUGUCGAGAAGCGAAUGAUGAGAAACGUUGGGUUCGAUCCGGAGACUAGCGCGUCCCAGGCCCCGGGCUCACACCGACGGAGGGAGAGGAGGAACAAUGGUACCCAGAGGCAAGAUGGGUCGGAAGAUGAGGAUUAACAUUGCUUCGCUGAUUGUAUAGUUGUGACCCUUAUGUUUAAGGAAAGGCGUUAGGGAGAAGAGGUCUUUUCUAUUUUCUAAUAAUUGUAGCUGUAUCAUUACCCGUAACUACUUCUCAUGAGCGAAGACGAGGGAAAAAGAAAUGAAAAAAAAAAAUAGUCG
Messenger RNA from Tuber aestivum (summer truffle), 1562 nucleotides. NCBI's taxonomy places the organism in Eukaryota, Fungi, Ascomycota, Pezizomycetes, Pezizales, Tuberaceae. The record is from the annotation of a GenBank genome assembly.